Messenger RNA from Grus americana (Whooping crane), 5197 nucleotides. RefSeq names its product DNA topoisomerase I mitochondrial (gene TOP1MT). Lineage: Eukaryota; Metazoa; Chordata; Aves; Gruiformes; Gruidae. The record is from RefSeq and is a predicted model, not a curated record. The coding region runs from base 167 to 1948 and encodes 593 amino acids. Gene Ontology annotation, biological process: DNA replication; DNA topological change. Gene Ontology annotation, cellular component: mitochondrial nucleoid; chromosome. The transcript is spliced from 17 exons. Gene Ontology annotation, molecular function: DNA binding; DNA topoisomerase type I (single strand cut, ATP-independent) activity.
GGGGAGCGCCACAACCUGGACUGCUUGGACAUCGUGGUGGCUGGUCAUGGCGAUUCCUUGGGCACCAGCACCACCAUGCCCCGGCACGUAACAGGGUGGUGGGGCAGGAUGCCCGGGGUGACCCGGGCAUCCAUCAGCCUCGCUGUAUCCGCGAGUGGUCGGUGGCAUGUACCGGCAUCUCUCCUCCUCGUUGCUUGGCCAUAGGGUCCGUCACCCCCAGCUCAACCCCUUCUGCCUCCGUCCAGGCUCGGGGGGCUGCAGCAGGUGGGAAGAGGAGAAGAAAGAAGAUGGGGUAAAGUGGACACAACUGGAGCACCGAGGACCUUACUUCGCACCCCUCUAUGAGCCGCUGCCAGAUGACGUGCAGUUCUAUUACGAUGGCAAACCCCUAAAGCUGAGCCUGGCCACGGAGGAAAUCGCCACUUUCUAUGCCAAAAUGCUCGAUCAUGAAUACACAACCAAGGAGAUCUUCCAGAACAACUUCUUCAAUGACUGGAGGAAGGAGAUGACCUUGAAGGAGCAGAACAUAAUCAAAGACCUGGACAAGUGUGACUUCAGGGAGAUCCAUAAGUACUUUGUGGACAAAAGUGAGGCACGGAAAGCACUCUCCAAAGAGGAGAAGCAGAAACUGAAGGAGGAGGCAGAUAAGAUCCAGGAGGAGUAUGGAUACUGCAUCCUUGAUGGGCACCGGGAGAAGAUAGGCAACUUCAAAACUGAGCCGCCGGGGCUGUUCCGUGGACGUGGUGACCACCCCAAAAUGGGCAUGCUGAAGAAGAGGAUCAUGCCAGAAGAUGUUGUCAUCAACUGCAGCAAGGACUCCAAGAUCCCUGAGCCACCAGAAGGGCACAAGUGGAAGGAGGUGCGCUUCGACAACACGGUUACCUGGCUGGCCUCAUGGACAGAAAACAUCCAGAACACUUUGAAGUACAUCAUGCUGAACCCUAGCUCCAAGCUGAAGGGGGAGAAGGACUGGCAGAAGUAUGAGGUAGCCCGUCGCUUAAAGGAUGUUGUCCACAAAAUCCGUGCUCAGUACCGAGCCGAUUGGAAGUCCAAGGAGAUGAAGAAGCGGCAAAGAGCAGUGGCCCUCUACUUCAUUGAUAAGCUGGCCCUGCGAGCUGGCAAUGAGAAGGAGGAAGGGGAGACUGCAGACACAGUUGGUUGCUGCUCCCUGCGUGUGGAGCACAUCAAGCUGCACCCCAAGCUGGAUGGGCAGGAGCAUGUGGUGGAGUUCGACUUCCUUGGGAAAGAUUCGAUUCGUUACUACAACAAAGUGUCGGUGGAGAAGCUGGUGUUCAAGAACCUGGAGCUGUUCAUGAAGAACAAGGACCCUGGAGAUGACCUCUUUGACAGGCUCAAUACAUCCAUCUUGAACAGACACCUCCAGAGUCUGAUGGAUGGUUUGAGUGCCAAAGUGUUCAGGACCUACAAUGCCUCCAUCACCCUGCAGGAGCAGCUCAAGGCACUCACUAACUCUGAAGACAAUGUUGCAGGAAAGCUACUCUCCUACAACCGAGCUAACCGAGCUGUGGCCAUCCUGUGCAACCAUCAGAGGUCUACACCGAAAACCUUUGAGAAGUCAAUGCAAAACCUCCAGACUAAGAUUGAUGCCAAGAAGCAACAGGUGGAGGAAGCCCAGCAAGAGCUGAAAAAAGCUGAAGAUGAGUUUGAAGAGACAAAAGAUGCCAAAGCAGAAGCCAAUCUGGAGAAGAAAAAGAAGCUGUUGAAGCGGCUGGAAGAGCAACUGGCCAAGUUGAACGUCCAGGCCACGGAUAAGGAGGAGAACAAGCAGAUAGCUCUGGGCACAUCCAAGCUGAAUUACCUGGACCCCAGGAUUAGCAUAGCUUGGUGCAAGAAGUUUGGCGUGCCCAUCGAGAAGAUCUACAACAAGACGCAGAGGGAGAAAUUUGCCUGGGCGAUCGACAUGGCCGACGAGGACUUUGAAUUCUGAGAAAAAGUGCCUUUUGUGUUAAGUGGUGCUCAUUUGGUGCUGUUGCAAGGCUCUUUUUACAUGCCGUUGCAGGGGUGGGGCUGGGGAGUUAUCUAAUGAACAAGUUUGAUACGGGUAUUUUGUGCCUUUUUAGUAUACAAAACACUGGGUUUCUAGCUGGAACAGGUAUUGCUAGUUGUGACACCAAUCCUGACUGCAGUGACUCUGUGAACUUUUAAUUCCUCUUCGGAGUUGCCAAGUGCUUUGGAUCUUUUCUUUCUUCCUCCAGAGUCUGGGAAGAAGAUUGAAUGAGCGCCUUAAUUGUGCUGAUAAACAAGAUUAGAUCUAAUCCUAUCUCCUUGAUGUAGUGGAGCUGUGAUGCCCUUUUCAGACUCUCUGAAUUGGCUUGAUGGGGAAACACCAGGCAAUGACAGCGCCGGAACAGGCAGCUGCAGUAUGAGACCUGGGCUUGGGUCAGGGAUGCACUGAGAGGAAGGGAAAAAUCUCAGGGUUUUACACGUGAGGGUAUUUUGUGCCCUUUCACCUCCAGGAGAGGAAAAAAUUACGCAAUUGCACAAACACAAUGAAAAAAUGUUGUGGGAGGGAGCGAAUGGCAGGAAAAGGAGGGGGAGGUGCUGGCCUCACGUUGGAGGGCUGAAAAUCACCUUGGCAUGAGUGAAGCGUACUUUAAUCACCCCUAUGCGUUCAAUGAUUGGUCUGGGAGAGGACAUCUCAUUCGGGGCCAUAUUUCCUUUCCCCUAUUUCCUUCAGUUGGCUCUGGCUCGGCUCGCUGUAUCAGUAGCAGAAACUAAACUACCCAGCCACAGAUUUAGCAAUAGGAAAGGAUGAUGCUGGGCUGGACCAGGCUCCGGUGGGGUGUGAAGCGUGCUGGGGAGCGGUACCGAUGCUGAUGGAGCUGUGUCUGUGUUGGGAUGCCAGCUUUGUCAUCAGGUUGCAUCCUCCCCAGUCUGCUCCUGCCCCAUGGAGCAGGCAGGGACUGAUAGCAUACGCUGCUGGUGCUUGCUGCCGAACUGGCUGCUUUUCAGAGGAAAAAAAUAAGCGAUAUCAGCAUGUACCUGGCAACGGUUAGCCUACGUGCCAGCGAAUCUCAGGUGUAAGCAAGCUGUUGCAUUGGCAGCAAAGCCUUCUGGCAUCUCGGGGCUGAUGUUCAGGUUGCUGUAGUCCAAAGCUCUUGGUGCUUCCCAUGUGUUCACUUACAGCCGCUUGUUCUUGUGUUUAAACUAUUGCUAUUUUGGUUGGAAGUCAGGUACUUCAAAUGCAUUUCAUUAAAACUGAAAGUGAUUUUUUUUUUUCUGAGUAUCUGUGACUGGAGGCUUUUUGCAACUCAUCCAAGACGCAGUUCUGCUGUGAGCUGAUGUGCAGAGCUCUGAGCCAGGGCUCUGUCUCUGUAAUGGGGUCUGUGUAUGCUCAGUUGUCUGCAGGGGAUUAGGCUUGGUAGGAAAUCCUUUGCCUUCAAGCAAAGAGCCUGCCUGCAGACUUCAAAAAAAAAAAAAGAAAAAAACAUUUUUACGUGGUCCCUAAGUGUCCGUAUGUAAAACUGAGCCACCAAAAUUGAAUUGCUGCAUGUUAUCAGAGUUGUGACAAACAUGAGGGGGGGAAAUGCAUGGGUGAAGCCAACGCUGUUUUAUCCUGUAUCUGCACUGGGGUGUGCUCCACCACUUGGCUGAGAGGUGACAGUUUAUAAAACUCUAACCGGAUGCUCUCUCCAAGCUCCAGGAGCUCAUGUUGGUUUUAACAAGGCAACUGCCUCCUCAAACAGGGAUCUAAAUCAAUCUGAAUGGUGGCAAGACUUAUUUUUCUGGCAAAGCUAGACCAGUUAUCAGCUCAGCUGCACAAACAACAGGCAGGAGCUGCCAAGCAUGCCUUGACCCCUGUGUUGGAUCUGUACCUCUGAAACAGAGCUAACCAGUUUGGUCCCAAUGGAUGGGCAUGUCUUUCUGCACACCCUGCUAAAAUGCUUUCUGGCUUUCAAAAAAGGUUAAAGUGAAUAUUCUCCACUAACUGUGGUGGAAAGCUUGUUCCAUCCCAAAUAAGGGAGUAAUUCUAGCCAAGCCCGUAGUGAAAGGGUGCUGCUGUUUUCCAGUAGCAGAAAAAGAGCAAGAUGCAAGUAGGUGAGCACUGUUGGUGUUUCCAUUGAACCAAUAACUCCUUUUUUUUUUUUUAAGUAUUUCCUAGAGGAAAAAGUGUCUCAAGCACCAUGUGAGAAAGGAUCUGCAUUAGUAAGAGCAGCUGCAGCAGUAUGAAUGGCUUCUGGGGGAGUAGUGGGGAAAAAUCACCCCAGAAAGCAAAUCCUACUGCAACUUUGGAGUGAAAUGAGUCACUCGGUCCUUGGCUUCUCCUCCAGCAGGUUCCCAUCAGUGCUAUGAUCCCCUGCUGAGUUAAUGGGGCAGAAAGGGAUAACGUGUGCUUGGGCAAAGGCAACGCACAGAACUUGGACAGCAGAUGCGAUCACUGGGCUACUGCAAGGCUCUGCAAGUAGGUGUCAGCCCCCUGGUCUGGGCUGCACACACCGUGUGACAGGUGGAUUGACCUGUAUCAGCUGAGGACCACCAGCCUUUGCAUCUGUUGCCCUCCCGACUAGAACUCCACACAGGAUUGGGAACUGCUUCCCCUGAAGACCAUGCAGGCAGAGAAAAGCAAACGGAGAUGAGGGCUCUCCUGAUGGUGUUUGUGGCUGUUGUCCUCUGUGUAGACAUUGUCAAUUCGCUGAUGUGCUACACCUGCACCAACCAGACCAGCAACGAUCAGUGCCUGAAAUCUUCAUUACGUACCAAAAAUGAGACAGCCUGCGUGACUAUAGUUGAGAAGAUAGGUGCAGGCACUCACGAACAGAAGUUGAUCAGCAAAACCUGCAUUUCAAACUGUGAUGUGUUUUGAAACGCUUACAGCUGUUGCAAUCGGGACAACUGCAAUCAAAAUGAGGCACAUGGGAUGAGACCUCCCGUAGCGGUGCUAGGAACUGCAGUUGUGGUCAGUGUUACCAGCACCCUUCUCUGGACUGGACUGUGAUGAGGUCCCCAUUGAAUAACCCCUUCAAGCUUCUUAACCCAUCCUGGUCCCCCAGCACCUGCAGUCAUUUUUCUCAUCUGUCCCCAGAACAUCUUCUGAACAUCUGAUGUUCCGGCACAGAAAUGCCAGUCUGAAGCUAGCUUGAGCUUGAUGGAGAAGAGAUCCCUCAGUUAUUAUUUUAUAGCUUCUCAUGCAACAGGGCUCUGUGGCCAUCAUUAAAAAAAAAAUAAAAAAAUCCAA